AUGCCGCUCUCCCCGCACGCUAGCUCGUUCACCGUCUGCCACGCCACGGCGGUGAGAGAGAGAAGAAGUCCUCCUUAUCAGCUGGUCGCUUCGCUUCCGCUCGCCUUGUCCGGCGCCGCCGCGCGGCCGGCCCCGGCUGCGCCCGGCAUCAUCACCACGGUCUCCGACGGCCUCAUGGCGCCCGCUGACGCCGACGAGACUGAGCGCGUCGGAUUCGUGCUGCAAAAACUUUCAAUCUCGCCGACGCUUUAUGAGGCACCAAAUCGACCAGAGCCAGCAGAGCACUCCUCGCCUGGCUCAGUCGAGUCGGCGCCCGGUCGCGAUCGCAAAGUCCCCAGUUCGAAUCCAGUCGGGCCUGCUGCCGGCCUCGUUGGCUCGCCAGAGCUGCCGGGCUUGCCCAGCCUCGCUGGCGACUUUGGCGAGGCUGUGGUGGCUGCUGGGACCGACGACAUUGCGGCUGUGACCUCCACGCUGCAGAACAUCCGACUGGAGCUCGCACAGGGCGCCGCAGCAACCCGCGUUCAGCGGGCGAUGCGCGCGUUCCUGCUGCGCAAGGGCACCAUGAUCAUCAUGCUCCUCAUCACCAAGAUACAGGCCGCUGCGCGCGGCCUCAACACUCGCACUUCACUGACCAAGUUCUUCAAGGCCUGCCCGCCCAGCGGGCGCACCGCCGACCUCUUCCUCAGCCGCGUCUACGGAGGCCACGAGGGCGGGCGGCGGCGCGGCGGCGGCUACGUCGUCGACUUCAUCUACUGUCUGCGAUCUACUCGUCUUCCUCUCCCCUUCUCGGAAGCGUUGGCUCGAUUCCCUCUCGAAAUGUACAUCCCUCAUGACACAGUGCGCGGCUGCGACGGAACCAUCGGGUUCUGCAACCAACACGAGGUCACCGGAGAGCAGCUGUGCCUGCCUCCGCCCUCGUCCCCCUCCUCCUCCCGUGAGUCGCCCUGCCCCAGUCAUCCCGAGCACGACCUCGGGCGAGCCAGCCAGCCCCACUCUGCGGGCGCCAAGAAGAAGAAGAAGAAGACGUCGCGCACGCGGCAGGAGAAGAAACAAGGCAAGCGCGAGGCGGCGGCUCGAGAGGCUGCCGCUGCCGCGGCUGCCCACGCGGCUGCUCAGGCGGCCGCUCAGGCCGCUCAGGCGGCCGCUCUCGGACGGUACAGGUCCGUCAAUGCUUGGUUCUUUCCUCGCGGCGACUGGUAUACCUUGUACUGGGACGGCAGCACGGCCGACAAGGUCGCAAGGCGCGCCACCUACCCGACGCUCGAGCACGACAACUACGACCCCGGCCCCCUCGCAGAGCGCAUCAGGCGCGACAAGCGCGAGUUCUCCAUUUUCGGCGCAGAGCGCAUCAGGCGCGACCGCUCCUCCGACGACUCCUCCUCCGACCAAGACUCAUGCGGCACCGGCUCUACUAGCGAGGCGAAUGACAUAUUCGACACCCUCGACGACCAUCUCGGCUACGGUUCCGACUCCGGCUCCGGCUGGUAG
Molecule: messenger RNA, 1488 nt
Organism: Emiliania huxleyi CCMP1516
Lineage: Eukaryota; Haptophyta; Isochrysidales; Noelaerhabdaceae
Exons: 1
Coding region: 1-1488 (495 amino acids)
Molecular function (GO): protein binding
Source: RefSeq, a predicted model, not a curated record